Messenger RNA from Rattus norvegicus (Norway rat), 717 nucleotides. It is a transcript of the gene Cd209e, whose product is annotated as CD209e molecule. The record is from RefSeq and is marked provisional. The transcript has 6 exons. Bases 55 to 678 code for a protein of 207 amino acids. Gene Ontology annotation, molecular function: carbohydrate binding; D-mannose binding. Lineage: Eukaryota; Metazoa; Chordata; Mammalia; Rodentia; Muridae.
UGUUCUAAGCAGGACCCAGCACCAAGGAACAGCACUAUUUGUGACUCCAAAGGAAUGAGGAUACAGCAGAUGGGCUCUCUGGGAUUUCUAGACCGGAGCAACAUUCCCUUGGUGCUGCAGCUGCUGUUCCUCAUUCUCUUUGCUGGACUCCUGGUGGCCAUUGUCAUCCAAGUUUCCAAGAUCCCCAGCUCAGAAGAAGUUCAGUGGGAACAGACAAAGCAAGAGAAAAUGUACCAGGACCUAAGCCAACUGAAGUCUGAAAUUGAUAGCCUCUGCCGCCUCUGCCCUUGGGAUUGGACAUUCUUCAAUGGAAACUGUUACUUUUUCUCCAAGUCACAACGGGACUGGCACAACUCCAUCACUGCCUGCCAAGAAAUGGAGGCCCAACUAGUCACCAUCAAAAGUCCCGAGGAGCAGAGCUUCCUACAGCAGACUUCCAAGAAAAAUGGCUACACCUGGAUGGGGCUGUCAGAUCUGAACAAGGAAGGCGAGUGGUACUGGCUGGAUGGGUCACCUCUGUCAGACAGCCUCAGGAACUAUUGGAAUGAAGGACAGCCCAAUAAUAUUGAUGGACAAGACUGUGUGGAAUUCAGAAAUGAUGGCUGGAAUGAUGCCAAAUGCGACAAUUGGAAAUUCUGGAUCUGCAAAAAAACUGCAACUACCUGUUCCAGCAAGUGAUGACCGGAUCUUCUCUGCAGUUUGCACAGCCUAAACAUC